AUGGCCGUCGAGCUGCUGCGAAACAAACUACGCGAGUCCCGCCGUCUUGAUUCGACAGACCUGCGUAUCGCAAGGCCCGGCCAGACCGUUCGGGCAGGCGAGCUGACUGCCGAGUGGUUUCCUGUGUGCCACAGCAUCCCGGACGCGCACGGCAUCGCGGUCCACACGCCGUUGGGCGCCGUGAUUCACACCGGUGACUUCAAGAUCGACCACGAUCCGGUAGUAGGCGAUCCGACCGACUUUACCGACCUGGCGCGAAUUUCCAGGGAUGGCGUUUUCCUGCUUCUUUCCGACUCGACCUACGCCGAGGAUGAAGGCUACUCGGGGUCGGACCGCAUCGCGGCCGAAGGGCUGUUCAAAGUAAUCGGAGAGGCUGAGGGUCGAGUGUUCGUCGCCAGUUUCGCUUCGCAAAUCGCACGUGUGCAGAUAGCUGCGGACGCGGCUCGGGCCACCGGCCGGAAACUGGCGGUGCUCGGCAGAAGCAUGAUCAACAACAUUCGUAUAGCUCGGGACCUCGGCCACCUCGACAUUCCCCCAGGACUGAUGGUGAAACCCGCCGAGGCGGCAAGUCUGCCCGACCACAGGGUCCUGUACAUGACGACAGGCAGCCAGGGCGAAGCCUCUUCGGUCCUGGUCAGGAUGUCACGCGGGGAACACAGGGAUGUGGAUGCCAGGGAGGGGGACACGAUCGUCAUCUCGGCGAACGCGAUACCUGGCAACGAAGUGUCUGUAAACGAGUCGAUAGACGACCUGGUCAGAUUGGGCGCACGGGUCAUUACGAAUCGGCAGCAAGUGACUCACGUGCAGGGGCAUGCACGCCGCGAGGAGCUUCGGACGAUUAUCAACCUCACUCAACCCCGCUAUUUCGUCCCUGUCCAUGGCGAGUACCGGAUGCUAAAAGCCCAUGCAGAACUGGCAAUGAAUCAUGGCGUGGCCGAAGAGAAUGUCUUUGUCCUCACCGACGGCGACCAUCUCGAGCUUUCCGCAACGGGGGGUGAGAUCAUCGACCGGCUCCCGGCGGGGCACGUGUUCGUCCACGGCCUCGGUAUGUGGGACGAAUCCGGAAACGUCGUGGUAGAAAGGCGCUCCCUCGCCCGAGACGGAAUCGUGGUCGUUUCUCUGGCCCGAGGGCGCGACGGUCGAAUAAAAGGCGAACCGAAAUUCGUCUCAGCCGGGUUCGUUCACUCCGAUCAGUCCGAUGUCCUUUUCAAAGACACCAAAGACGCGCUUUCUCCCAUCCUUGACCGGGCGAGAAGCGAAUCAAUAAAGUGGACGCAGAUUGAACAGCAACUCAGGGCGGCGGCCGGCCGGUUCCUGGGAAAACGAACCCGUCGCCGCCCACUUAUUAUUCUGGUCCCCGUAGACGUCUAG
This is a messenger RNA of Geodia barretti, 1371 nucleotides long. The record is from the annotation of a GenBank genome assembly. NCBI's taxonomy places the organism in Eukaryota, Metazoa, Porifera, Demospongiae, Tetractinellida, Geodiidae.